This is a messenger RNA of Penicillium roqueforti, 2163 nucleotides long. RefSeq names its product putative disulfide isomerase. The record is from RefSeq and is a predicted model, not a curated record. Bases 1 to 2163 code for a protein of 720 amino acids. Gene Ontology annotation, cellular component: endoplasmic reticulum. NCBI's taxonomy places the organism in Eukaryota, Fungi, Ascomycota, Eurotiomycetes, Eurotiales, Aspergillaceae. The transcript is spliced from 4 exons. Gene Ontology annotation, molecular function: protein disulfide isomerase activity.
AUGAAACCGUCUUGGCUGGGGUGGUCCCUCCUCUCACUGUUGGUAGCGCCUGCUUUGGGUACGCCUUCAGAUGCUUCCGACCAACAAUCUGGAAAUACACUUGUCAAAAGGGCGUCUCGUGGAGUGGAUACCGACAAACCCACAAUAUUCAAUGGUAUUGAAGUGCCCCCGUUGACCGAGCUGACCCCGGAGAAUUUCGAGGAAGUGACCAAAGAUGGUUACUGGAUGAUCAAACAUUAUUCCCCCUCUUGCCCGCAUUGCCGGAUCGCCGCCCCAUUGUACCAGACCCUGUAUGAGUACUACUACACAUCAAAUCCUUUAUUCCUCUCCGGAUUGAAACCCGAUGAGCUCGCGUCUCUGGACUCAUUCACUGGCUACUAUAAUCUCCAUUUCGGGUCCAUAAACUGCCAGGCCUUCGGCGAUUUCUGCAAGAAGCUGAACGUCGAAUUUUACCCCGCGUGGGCGUUCUAUGAUAUGGGCGUUCAGAACGAACCCCCCGCGCGUGCCAAGACGAUGUCAGAUAUUGCCGCUAUGAUUGAAGCCAAACUCGAGACAAUCAAGCCUGGGACCCGACCUUCGCAAGGCAUCCAAAUCCCAAAGGCCGGCGCUGAGAGCAUGGAAAUGACCGCUAAACCUGCAGUGGUAAAGCCUGGCGCUAAAACAGCUGUCGAGAAGCAGAGCAUCGAGACCGCGGAAUUGGAAGGCGUUAGCGCUGAGUCUGUCAAGGCCAAGCUCCAAGGACGGCCUGCUAACCCCCAGGGCGUUUCUAUCCCACUCACUGCGGAGAGUUUCCAAAGUCUUGUUACGACUACCCACGAUCCAUGGAUCAUCAAGUUUUACGUUCCUUGGUGCCAUCAUUGCCAAGCUCUGGCCCCGAACUGGAACUCGAUGGCCAAGGAGAUGAAGGAUACUCUCAAUGUUGGCGAAGUGAACUGCGAUCUUGAGAAGCGACUGUGCGAAGAUGCUCGCGUGAAUGCCUACCCGACGAUCUACUUCUUCCGUGGCGGCGAGAGAGUUGAAUAUACCGGUCUUCGUGGCUUGGGUGAUCUGAUCGCAUACACCAACAAAGCCGUCGGUGUGGGCUCGAGCAUUCAGGAUGUUGAUUCGACUACUUUUAAGAAGUUGGAAGAAACCGAAGAGGUUCUGUUCCUGUAUCUCUACGACCACGCGACCACAUCUGAAGAUUUCGAGGCCAUGAACCGCCUCACCCUUAGUCUUGUGGGACACGCUCGCAUUGUCAAGUCUGACAGUGCUCCUCUUUCCGAGCGGUUCAAGAUCUCUACCUGGCCUCGUCUUCUAGUCGUCCGUGACGGACGUCCCAACUACUAUAAUGCCCUUGCUCCUAAGGACAUGAGAGAUUUCCGUCAAAUCUUGUCGUGGAUGCAGACUGUGUGGCUGCCCAUCGUACCUGAGCUCACCGCAUCCAACGCCCAAGAAAUCAUGGACGGAAAGUUCGUGGUUCUCGGACUCCUCAGCCGCCGCCGAAGCGAUGACUUUAAGCAAUCCAAGCGCGAACUGAAGGAAGCCGCUCUUGAAUGGAUGGACAAGCAGGUUCAACUCUUCCGCCUUGAGCGGGCUGAACUUCGUGAUUCCAAGCAACUGCGCAUCGAAGAAGCCGACGACCGCAAUGAUCAGCGUGCACUACGGGCUGCGAAAAACAUGCGUAUUACGAUCCGCGAGGACGAUAAGAAGCAAGUCGCAUUUGCUUGGGUCGACGGCGACUUUUGGGAACGCUGGUUGCGCACAACCUACGGUAUCGAUGUGGAAACCAGUGACCGCGUUAUUAUCAAUGAUCAAGAUAACCGCCGCUACUGGGAUACUGCUUCAAGUGGAGCUCCUAUUAUGGCCUCACGGACCUCUAUUCUCGAGACUAUUCCUCUCGUCAUCGCUUCCCCUUCGAAGUUGUCACCCAAAUCUACCAUCGGCACUUUUGAGAGUAUCUUUUUCUUUGCUCGAUCCCUCCUCGGCAGUCAUCCCAUCCUCUUCUUCAUCAUCUUGGGUGCCGUGGUUGCUGUGGCUACCAUAUUCGGACGUGGACGUCUGAGACGUAGUGCUGCUCGCGGCGGUAUUAUUGGCAACACCGCCACCAACAACGGUGGCUUCUUCCACCUGGAUGGCAAAGAGGGGUUCCUGAAUGGAGGCUCGACCGACAAAGUCGACUAA